Hydractinia symbiolongicarpus is the source of this 1325-nucleotide messenger RNA. Its product is annotated as THO complex subunit 3-like. The record is from RefSeq and is a predicted model, not a curated record. Gene Ontology annotation, molecular function: protein binding. Gene Ontology annotation, biological process: mRNA export from nucleus. The transcript is spliced from 11 exons. Lineage: Eukaryota; Metazoa; Cnidaria; Hydrozoa; Anthoathecata; Hydractiniidae. Gene Ontology annotation, cellular component: THO complex part of transcription export complex. Bases 38 to 1018 code for a protein of 326 amino acids.
CAUGCAUAUUUUAUCAUCUUAGAUUAAGUUAUAAAACAUGGAUAUUGAAGAAAAACUUGCUUCAUACUAUAAACAAAUGAAUCGUCAUUUUCAAAGCCAUGGGAGAACAAAAGACUUCACAGGGCAUUCAUCUAAGGUUCAUUCUGUUGGCUGGAAUUGCAAUGGUCGAUACCUUGCAUCGUGCUCAUUCGAUAAAACAGUAACCAUAUUUACACUUGAUAAAGAUAGACUGUCAAAAGAGCAAACAAUGAAAGGCCACAGUGAUAGUGUUGAUCAACUCUGUUGGCAUCCAACUAAUGGUAACUUACUGGUUACUGCAUCAGGAGACCGAACUGUUCGUGUCUGGGAUGCAAGAGGUAAUGGAGCAAAAUGUACUGAUGUUUUAUCAACGAAAGGGGAAAAUAUUAAUAUUUGUUGGAGUCCAAAUGGAAACACUAUUGCUGUUGGAAAUAAGGAAGAUCUUAUCACGUUCAUUGACACAAGGACAUACAAAAUUACGGCUGAAGAACAGUUCAAAUUUGAGGUGAACGAAAUUUCUUGGAACAAUACAAACGAUUUGUUUUUUCUUACAAAUGGACAUGGUUGUAUAAAUAUUUUAAGCUAUCCUGAUCUGAAACAAAUAGAAACGUUAAAUGCACAUCCAGCGAAUUGUAUAUGCAUCAAGUUUGAUCCAAAAGGAAAAUAUUUUGCUACUGGAAGUGCAGACGCCUUAGUCAGUCUGUGGGAUCUGGAUGAAUUGUGUUGCGUACGAUGCUUCUCAAGACUAGAUUGGCCAGUGAGAACGAUCAGUUUUAGUCAUGAUGGUCAAAUGUUAGCAUCAGCUUCUGAAGACCUCUUUAUUGAUAUUGCGAUGGUUGAAACGGGCGAACAAAUAUGUGAGGUACCUUGCAGUACUCCAACGUUUACUGUAGCAUGGCAUCCAAGUGAAUACUUACUAGCGUUCGCAUGUGACGAUAAGGACAAACAUGAUCGAGAUGCUGGCACCAUCAAAUUAUUUGGAUUGACAAAUUCAUCGUAGUUGGCAGUCACAGUCACGUGUUGGCAUAAGUAUUUUGCAGAAUGGUAUGUCAUACCCAUAUAGAAAAAAUUAUGAAUCUGACGCUCGCAAUUGAAAUAUUAUUGAAUCGAUUGCAGAUUGAACAAAAACAAAGAUGGAGAGAAAACAUUGAAUGCAAUGAAAAUGUAAUAAAGCAUUAAAAAUAUGUAGGCAUGUAUAUAUGUGAAAAUAGAGAUAGAGACGGUUUUUUUCGAGAUGCCACUUAAUUUUUUUUAAAUUUUCAUUUAAUCUCCUGGAAUUUCUCAUUUAAGAUAUGUUUAUAAUUCAA